This is a messenger RNA of Ceutorhynchus assimilis (cabbage seed weevil), 304 nucleotides long. Lineage: Eukaryota; Metazoa; Arthropoda; Insecta; Coleoptera; Curculionidae. The record is from the annotation of a GenBank genome assembly.
CUUAAGAAGACAACAAUAAAUUCAACAUGAAUAUUCAAAAUGGGGGAAUAGCAACAUUUGAGAAAAUUGUCGAUGAAUUAGACAAGUAUAGCAAUAACGCAACGCGAGAGGACUAGGACUGGUAGUUAUAGCAUCGCCAUAUAUCCGAAACAUGCCCAUAUUAAACAGAUUCAUACUGGAACAAAAUGAAACAAUUCAGACAGAGCUGGAUAAAUUGAAUAAAAAGAUUUUCUUCUAUGACUCAGAAAACUUCUAUGAAAACUUGGACGGAUACCUAUCCUACACAAGAACGGGGAAGUUAAUU